This is a messenger RNA of Entrophospora sp. SA101, 904 nucleotides long. The record is from the annotation of a GenBank genome assembly. Lineage: Eukaryota; Fungi; Glomeromycota; Glomeromycetes; Entrophosporales; Entrophosporaceae.
AGAUAAUAAACGAAAGAGAGAAGAGAAUGAAGAGGAUAAUGAUUAUGAUUCUAAUUAUUCUAAGUAUAUAGAUAUAGAGGCAUUGUUUGGCGAAAUAAAAACUUCUCUACGAAAAGGAAUGAUACCACUGAAACCAGUGGAUGUCUUCCAUUUGUUAAAAAAGAUUUAUGAGGGAGAAUCAGGAAAUAACUCUAUACAAGAAACAUGUUCAUAUGUACCUACAAUAUUACCAAAGAAUGCUACUAUUCCUUCUACCACCACUACAUCGACUACAAAUGCAAAUUUAACUCCAAUCUAUCCAUUAACAACACAGUCUACUACUCAGUACUAUCAAAGAAAUUUUGCAUCUUCUUCCUCUUCUAAUUACCUGAAUAAUUUAAUGCCUCAUGGCAUAAAAAGAAACUAUCAAGAUCAUUAUAAUCAAUCAUCAACAACAACAACUACCAAUUCUUUGCAGAUGUCCAAUAAUAGUAAUAAUACAUCUUUAAAUGAAGAGGAUCAAGAGGAUGAAAGUGAGUCAGGUGAAAGUGAGUCAGAUGAAAAUGAGGAAGAAGAAGGAAGUGGAGUAGAAGAGGAGGGUUGGAUUAGUCCAAAACAAGUCCUAGCACCGAAUGGAAAAUAUUUAAUAAUAAAAUAUGAUGAAGUGGAGACAGAGCAAUCAGGUAGUGAAAAGGAAGUUGAUGAUGAAGAUUUAAGUGUCUUGGAAUCUGAUGAAGGAAUCCAUUCAGGUUCAAGACGUUGGUUGAAUGUGGAACUUACAAUCCUGUUGAAGUAUAUAUUCAGAAGAAUUAAUACUAGAAAAUUGUACCAUGAUUUAGGACUAAAGAAAAGCUCCCGAGCCAUGAGUUUAAAGAAAUCAUAUAUCAAGAGGAGAGUUCAGGAACUUUUUGAAGUGGAUUGGUGA